AUGUCCCUCCCCGCUUCUUUCAAGGCCGCCAUCCUGACCCGCGCUGGCGGCCCGCUGGAGAGGGUCACUCUCGAGGCCGACGGGGUCGCCGUCAAGAUCACGGCGACGGCCAUCAACCCCGUUGACUGGAAGCUGGGCGCCGCCCCGCACCUCUUCCUUGGCGACAACCUGCCGGCCAUUCUCGGCACCGACGCGGCUGGCACCAUCUCGGCCGUAGGGUCGGGCGUCUCCAAUUUCUCCGUGGGCGAGCGCGUCUUCUUCCAGGGCCGCAGCAGGGACUUUGACACAGCCUCGUUCCAGGAGUACGCGCGCACGCCCGCCGCCGUCGUCGGCUACACGCCCGCUCACAUCUCGGACGAGCAGGCCGCGGGCGUCAGCCUCGCCGGCAUCACGGCCGCCAUCGGCCUCUACCACACGGUCGGUGCCGCGCUGCCCGCGCAGUGGGACGCCGAGGGCGGGUCGGCGGGCAAGGGCAAGGCCAUUGUCGUACUCGGCGGCAGCUCCUCUGUCGGCCAGUACACGGUGCAGCUCGCGCGCCUGUCGGGCUUGGAGCACAUCGUGACCAACGCCAGCGCGCCGCACAGGGAGUCGCUGCAGAAGCUCGGCGCACACGUCGUACUCGACCGCAAGACGCAUAACAACGCUGCCGACUUCCUCGCUGCCGUGGGCGAUGAUCUCGAGCUCGCCCUCGUGUACGACACGAUCAGUAGCAUUGAGACGCAGGUACUUGCCGUCGAGAUCCUGCAGGCGGCUAAGAAGGUCCGCGGCGAUAACGGUCACGUCGUAUGCCUGCUUCUGCCGGAGGAAAAGGCGGUGCAGUUGGGCAACAAGACGGAAGGCGGCGCGCGCGCUGUUGUUAUCAAGAACAUCAUCGCCGUCGGACCGGCCAAGGAGUACCGCUACGUAUCGGAGCCCUUCUACCCGAACGUUUCUAAGUGGCUCGCGAGCGGCGAGCUUGUGCCUAAUAAGACAGUCGUCGUCGAGGGCGGUAUCGCUAGCAUUGACGACGCCCUCAACAAGCAACAGGCCGGCGUUUCGGGUGUCAAGGUAGUUGUCAAGUUCUAG
Molecule: messenger RNA, 1065 nt
Organism: Microdochium trichocladiopsis
Lineage: Eukaryota; Fungi; Ascomycota; Sordariomycetes; Xylariales; Microdochiaceae
Product: chaperonin 10-like protein
Exons: 2
Coding region: 1-1065 (354 amino acids)
Molecular function (GO): oxidoreductase activity, acting on NAD(P)H
Source: RefSeq, a predicted model, not a curated record